UUAUAAUCUUCCAUGGUCUUAUCAUCCUCUUCUUCUUCCUCCUCCUUGUCACGAGGGUCAAGAAACUAGAAACCAUGUUCGUCUCCUCCGAAAAACCUCGUUCUCCGAUCGAUUUCUACAAAGACGACGACGACAACAACAACCCAUCAUCUCCAACCUCACGAGACAUAAACAUGAUGAUCGACGGAGAUCUCCAACCCCCUCCACAUCACCAACACCAACACCAAAUCCUCCUCGGAGACAACAGCAGCAGCGAGGACCACGAGAUCAACAACAAGGCCCCAAAGAAGCGAGCUGAGACGUGGGUACAAGACGAAACCCGAAUCCUGAUCGCGCUGCGGAGAGAAAUGGACGGCCUUUUCAACACCUCCAAGUCCAACAAGCAUCUCUGGGAAGAGAUUUCGAGCAAGAUGAGGGAGAAAGGGUUCGAUCGGUCUCCGGCUAUGUGUACGGACAAGUGGAGGAACUUGUUGAAAGAGUUCAAGAAGGCGGCUAAGGAUCAACAAGUGAGUGGGAAGAUGUCGCAUUACAAGGAGAUCGAAGAUUUGCUUAGAGAAAGGAGUAAGAAAGUGGCGACGUCUUAUAAGAGUGUUACUGCUCCGUCUAAAGUUGAUUCCUUUAUGCAGUUUACUGAUAAAGGUUUUGAAGAUACAGGCAUUUCCUUUGCAUCUGUUGAAGCUAAUGGUAGGCCAACGCUAAAUCUUGAAAGGCAGCUUGAUCAUGACGGGCAUCCUCUCGCCAUUGCUUCUGCUGAUGUCGACACAGCAAAUGGAGUUCCUCCCUGGAAUUGGAGGGAACCCGCUGGAAAUGGCAGUGAUGGUCAGCCGUUUGUGGGGAAGAUCAUAACGGUGAAGUAUGGAGACUAUACAAGAAGAGUUGGGAUCGAUGGUACAGCUGAAGCCAUUAAGGAAGCUAUCAGAUCUGCGUUUAGAUUCAGAACAAGACGAGCUUUUUGGCUAGAGGAUGAAGAACAGGUUGUACGUUCUCUUGACAGGGACAUGCCUCUAGGGAACUAUACACUCCAUGUCGAUGAAGGAAUAGCUGUUAGAGUGUGUCACUAUGAUGAGUCUGAUCCGUUACCAGUUCAUCAAGAGGAGAAGGUGUUUUACACGGAAGAGGAUUACAGAGAGUUCUUGGGUCGAAGAGGAUGGACGUGUUUGAGAGAGUUUGAUGGAGGGUUUAGGAACAUAGAGAGUAUGGUUCGGAAUGUAGAUAGUAUGGAUGAUCUUCAACCUGGUGUCUUGUACCGUGGAAUGAGAUGAGAAAAUAAGUACUGCAGAAAGCUAGAAGAUAGACUCCUUUUUUUUUGUAAAUAUGGUCAGAGACUGAUAGACUUUAAAAAAGCUGAAUCCAAGAUAUGUUGUUUGGUUGUUAAACAAAAUGGUCAUUGCAAGGGACAGAGACAAUGAGAAAGCUAGUUAGCUAUUGGACAAACAUAAACAACAAAGGUACGUGGUUUCUUACAUGGUUCAUCGAGACAAGGCAAGUAA
This is a messenger RNA of Brassica oleracea var. oleracea, 1490 nucleotides long. Its product is annotated as trihelix transcription factor GT-4. Bases 75 to 1262 code for a protein of 395 amino acids. The transcript has 5 exons. Lineage: Eukaryota; Viridiplantae; Streptophyta; Magnoliopsida; Brassicales; Brassicaceae. The record is from RefSeq and is a predicted model, not a curated record.